ACACUUUUAAUAGAAAAAACUUUCUCUCCCUGUGAAGAUGUUUAGAGAAUCUGUUCAGUUCUGUUCUGACUUGGUUCUGUUGCAUAAUCUAGAGUUAGUUUAUCACUUAGUCUGGUUUGGUUUUCUCAUUCUCAGUUAAUAUUCCAACCUGGGAUUAAAAUGGGUGAACUAGUGUGAACCUUUAUACUGAGGUUGCUGUUGCAUCCAAAUUGUCCCUUUGUGGGACAAUAGAAGCUGUUUCUAUUUUAUUCUGUUUUGAAUCAGAAUGAAAAACUAAUUGAAUUGUAUUAAUGCAUAAAGUUAUAACUUUACUUGCACACAUGCUGCAUUACCACCAGCACCAAGAAUGUCUUAUCCUGUACAUCUCAACCACCAUAGCUCUGCUCCAUCACCAUCAAGCUAUCGACCUUCAAGCCACUGUAGCUCUGCUCCAUCACCAUCGAGCCACCGUAGCUCUGCUCCAUCACCAUCAAGCUAUCGACCAUCAAGCCACCAUAGCUCUGCUCCAUCACCAUCAAGCUAUCGACCAUCGAGCCACCAUAGCUCUGCUCCAUCACCAUUGAGCUAUCGACCUUCAAGCCACCAUAGUUCUGCUCCAUCACCAUCAAGCUAUCGACCAUCGAGCCACCGUAGUUCUGCUCCAUCACCAUCAAGCCACCGUAGUUCUGCUCCAUCACCAUCGAGCCACCACCCUUCUACACCAUCUCCAGUGACGCAGCAUAACGCUCCACCGUCUCCAGGAAUCCUCCGUUGUUCUUCCCGUCUUCAUCUCUCACUCCUCAAAAAUAUUUUAAUAAACCAGGAAGUUAUGAUGGAUCAGAUUAAAAUAAUUUACAAAACAAUCCAAGGAUUAGAAACUCCGUCUGAAGAUGAGUUCUUACUUUCCUCUUUCCCUCUAAACGAUCAACAAUCUGUUGAAGAGAUGGAAGCUGAACUUCAUGACAACCCUGAACUUCACAAGCAUCUGAUCACAGCUCUGGCUUUAAAGGGUGGAGGAUCACUGACGGAGUGUGUUGGAAGGAUUAUGGCAGCGCUCUUCACACACUCACUCAGCAAGCAGAUUAACUGGCGCGGUGUGAACGGGAAGAUCGGAUUCCAGCAUCUUCAAAUUAAAAAACUUGUGACUGUGGCUGUGCGGCGCAAUCGGCUCACCUCAGCGGCGACCGACAAGGAGAUCGAUGUGAGAAUCACCAAAUGGCUGCAGAACGCCGCCGAUCGCAACGGAGGGAGAAACGAAAGGAGGAAAAGAAGGAAAGUCUGAGCGUCCAGCAUGGAGGAGACUUUAAGGUCUAUACAUAUACAACAGUGUGUGUGUAUAUAUACUGUAUAUAUAUAUAUAUAUAUAUGUAAAUCAUAAAUUAUAUACUGUAUAUAUAGUUUGGUGGCACAUGGGCCCCAUCUGGUAAACCAGCCCUGCUCCAUGGGGGCCCAUCGUUCAUUGCACCAUGAGGACCAGAUGUUAGUACCAGCUGUGGGCCACAUCCGGCCCAGAACCCUUUAGCUAUGUGGGGUCAGGAAGAAGGGGUCGUGGCUGAUCUCUGGCCUUUGACCUCUGAAUGGUUGAUACUUUUUAAAACCUAAAGAUGAAAUAAAAAGCAACAUGUUUCUGUAUAUAUGACCUCAUUUCUCUCCAGAGUUAAAAUCAACAAGAGUUUAAUGAAUGUUUGCUUCAUCCGUCUUCAUCUAACAGGGAUGAUGGCGCCACCUGGUGGUCAUAGACAUCAUAUCAUUUCCAGGUGUUUUUAUUUUCUACUGUCCAAAUUUUAGUCAGUUAAAUAAAACAAUGGAUUUAUGUGAAUCAACACCUGUAGGAGAAUAAAUACUGGAAAAAACUUGUGAAAACAUAUUUAACAAUUUAACAAAUGUUUACAUUUUUUAUUUGAAUCUUUUAUUUUCAUUAUAGUGAUAAACUCUGUUCCCAUUUCAUGUCUUUGUCUCAGCAUGUUGGACAUUUUGUUCUGUUUUACAACCAAACGCCUGGAAAUCUCUAAGUUUUUGAUUUGUUGUUUUCAGUGAAGUGUUGUAGUUUGUUGUAGUUUGUUGUAGUUUUGGAUGUUUGGGAGUUUUUCCAUGCACUAAACCUUCAGACUGAAGAGCUGCAGAGACAAUCCUAAUUGUUUAAUGAUAUGAUUAAAGACAUUCUAAUAAUAAUAAUAUUAACAUUUCCACUGAAACAAACUGUGUUGUUUGCCAAGAUCUGAGCAGUAACCAUUUUUCACUUAUUGAAAUAUUUUUAACCUGAAGGAUCCAAAUAGAUCAAAUAUAAAUCCUCCUUUCACAACAUCUGACAUAUUAAACUCUCCAUCAGUAGAUCAUACACA
This is a messenger RNA of Xiphophorus hellerii (green swordtail), 2321 nucleotides long. Its product is annotated as serine/arginine repetitive matrix protein 1-like. Bases 347 to 1261 code for a protein of 304 amino acids. The record is from RefSeq and is a predicted model, not a curated record. Lineage: Eukaryota; Metazoa; Chordata; Actinopteri; Cyprinodontiformes; Poeciliidae. The transcript has 4 exons.